Anolis sagrei ordinatus is the source of this 2976-nucleotide messenger RNA. Lineage: Eukaryota; Metazoa; Chordata; Lepidosauria; Squamata; Anolidae. The record is from RefSeq and is a predicted model, not a curated record.
GGGUGCAAAGAAGAGUGCCAUAGGGCAGCGCAUUGUAGCAACGUUGCCGUACAUCAAACAGGAAGUCCCCAUCAUUAUUGUCUUUCGUGCCUUAGGGUUUGUCUCUGACAGAGACAUCUUGGAGCAUAUAAUUUAUGACUUUGAAGAUCCUGAGAUGAUGGAAAUGGUUAAACCUUCUUUAGAUGAGGCAUUCGUCAUCCAGGAACAGAAUGUUGCCCUGAAUUUCAUUGGUUCAAGAGGCGCAAAGCCUGGUGUCACCAAAGAGAAAAGGAUCAAGUAUGCAAAAGAAGUUUUGCAGAAAGAGAUGCUUCCACAUGUUGGUGUCAGUGACUUCUGUGAAACCAAAAAGGCUUAUUUUCUUGGGUACAUGGUUCAUAGGUUAUUGCUGGCAGCUUUGGGGAGAAGGGAGCUGGAUGACAGAGAUCACUACGGCAACAAACGACUGGAUCUUGCAGGGCCAUUACUUGCUUUCUUGUUCAGAGGAAUGUUUAAGAACUUGCUGAAGGAAGUUAGAAUAUAUGCACAGAAGUUUAUUGACAGAGGGAAAGAUUUUAACUUGGAGCUAGCAAUUAAAACCAGAAUUAUAUCAGACGGGCUGAAAUACUCCUUGGCUACAGGGAACUGGGGAGACCAGAAGAAAGCUCAUCAGGCCAGAGCUGGAGUAUCUCAAGUCUUGAACCGACUCACCUUUGCAUCUACGCUUUCCCACUUGCGUCGUUUGAAUUCCCCUAUUGGCAGAGAUGGUAAAUUAGCAAAGCCCAGGCAAUUGCACAACACAUUGUGGGGAAUGAUCUGUCCUGCUGAAACUCCAGAGGGUCAUGCUGUGGGACUUGUGAAGAAUCUUGCUCUCAUGGCCUAUAUUUCUGUGGGAUCCCAGCCAUCUCCAAUUCUGGAAUUUUUAGAAGAAUGGAGCAUGGAAAACCUGGAAGAAAUCUCUCCAGCAGCCAUUGCAGAUGCUACAAAGAUCUUUGUAAAUGGAUGUUGGGUUGGAAUCCACAAAGACCCAGAACAGCUUAUGAAUACGCUGAGGAAAUUGCGUCGUCAGAUGGACAUCAUUGUGUCAGAGGUGUCCAUGAUCAGGGAUAUCCGGGAGCGAGAAAUUCGCAUUUAUACUGAUGCUGGCAGGAUUUGCCGCCCACUUCUGAUUGUGGAAAAACAAAAGUUGCUUCUAAAGAAGAGGCAUAUUGACCAAUUGAAGGAACGUGAAUAUAACAAUUACAGUUGGCAGGACUUGGUGGCCAGUGGUGUAGUGGAAUACAUUGACACGCUAGAAGAGGAGACUGUUAUGUUGGCCAUGACUCCAGAUGACCUGCAGGAGAAAGGGAUUGCAUACUGUUCAACUUACACACACUGUGAGAUUCACCCGUCCAUGAUCCUAGGAGUCUGUGCCUCCAUUAUCCCAUUUCCAGAUCACAAUCAGUCUCCUAGGAAUACCUACCAAUCUGCUAUGGGCAAACAGGCCAUGGGUGUUUAUAUCACCAACUUUCAUGUUCGAAUGGAUACACUUGCCCAUGUGCUGUAUUAUCCUCAGAAGCCCCUUGUGACUACGCGCUCUAUGGAAUAUCUGAGAUUCAGAGAGUUGCCAGCAGGCAUCAACUCUAUUGUGGCCAUAGCUUCAUAUACUGGAUAUAAUCAAGAAGAUUCUGUCAUUAUGAAUCGUUCUGCUGUUGACAGAGGCUUUUUCAGGUCUGUGUUCUAUCGUUCAUACAAAGAGCAAGAAUCCAAGAAAGGAUUUGACCAAGAAGAAGUGUUUGAGAAGCCUACUCGUGAAACGUGCCAAGGGAUGAGGCAUGCCAUCUAUGACAAACUGGAUGAUGACGGCUUAAUUGCACCUGGCGUACGUGUGUCAGGGGACGACGUAAUCAUUGGCAAGACAGUAACGUUGCCGGAGAAUGAAGAUGAACUGGAAAGCACGAAUCGUCGUUACACCAAAAGAGAUUGUAGCACUUUCCUGCGCACUAGUGAAACUGGCAUUGUUGACCAAGUCAUGGUUACCUUGAACCAGGAGGGAUAUAAGUUUUGUAAAAUUAAGGUGCGCUCUGUAAGAAUCCCACAAAUUGGAGAUAAGUUUGCCAGCAGACAUGGUCAGAAAGGUACCUGUGGUAUCCAGUACAGACAAGAGGAUAUGCCCUUCACCUGUGAGGGAAUCACCCCUGAUAUUAUCAUCAAUCCCCAUGCUAUCCCUUCACGUAUGACAAUUGGUCACUUGAUUGAAUGUCUGCAAGGGAAGGUGUCUGCAAACAAGGGAGAAAUAGGUGAUGCCACACCUUUCAAUGACGCGGUCAAUGUGCAGAAGAUUUCAAAUUUGCUCUCUGAUUAUGGUUACCAUCUGAGAGGAAACGAGGUUUUGUACAAUGGCUUCACAGGUCGCAAAAUUACAUCGCAGAUUUUUAUCGGUCCUACUUAUUACCAGAGGUUGAAACACAUGGUAGAUGAUAAGAUUCAUUCUCGUGCCAGGGGGCCAAUCCAGAUCCUCAACAGGCAACCUAUGGAAGGCCGAUCACGUGAUGGUGGUCUCCGUUUUGGAGAAAUGGAACGAGAUUGCCAGAUUGCUCAUGGAGCAGCCCAGUUCCUAAGGGAAAGGUUGUUUGAAGCAUCAGACCCAUAUCAGGUUCACGUGUGCAACCUCUGUGGCUUAAUGGCAAUUGCAAAUACCAGGACGCACACAUAUGAGUGCAGGGGCUGCCGGAAUAAGACACAGAUUUCUCUGGUGAGAAUGCCGUACGCCUGUAAGCUCCUCUUCCAAGAGCUGAUGUCCAUGAGUAUUGCACCUCGAAUGAUGAGUGUGUAGCCUUUGGGAAGUUCCUCCAUUUCUUAGCCACAAUGUAGUUUUUACCCAAGUUUUUUAGGCACAUGCUUCUCUUUUAAAUGUUUUUUUUUCAAAUCUGAAUAUCUUUGUGGUUAAGGUUUUCCAAUUGUUCCAUGUGUGCGCUAUUUUGUUUUUGUAAAUAGAAAUAAAAGCUUUUCAGUCAUGUA